AUAUAAUACGAUAGUUUAUUGCUCGGUUUACACAUGUCUUUGGAUACAGUAUUAUUUAUUAGAAACUUUUUCUAACCUCUACAAGCCCGGUUGGCUGUCGUCGUGUAGUCAACUUAACCUAAUCAUCCUCCAGCUGUCGUAGGAUACGUUUCGUUCGCAUUAAAACAAAAGAUGUCGCGCGUCUAUUAUUUCCUUGUAAAACGAAAGAAUCUUUUGGGGCAACCAAAUAUUUAUCGUAUUUUUUUUAAAUCGAAGAAGAUAUAAAAUGCAUUAUUCGAGAGCAUUUUUCGAGUUUUUUAAAUAUAUACUUCCGAUUAAUUCUGAUUAUACCGGUAGCUUGAAACCAGAAUCGGAGGAAGUUCAAUGGCCACUGGAAUUACUUAUCUUUUUGCGAGGAGACGAUGAAAAAUUAGGCAAACAAUUUGGCGAGCAGCGCACGAACAUGGUCGGUUGGUCUUUCGUGCGCGUCCUUAUUUCAGUGUGCGUGAAUUUAAUGAGCCAUGCGUGAGGAAUGCGUCCCUCGGUUCCGUUCCGAAGCGCUUGACGCGUGAAAUAAAUUCGCUUCCUUCUUUUUCCAUUGACAAAAAAGUCCCCUUUCAUUCGUGGUGCGUGUCACUCUCGCAUAAGGCGAUAAAUAACCUCGCACAAAUAUAACACGGCAUCUUUCCUUUUUCUUUCCUUCUUAAGAGUAAUUUUACUAGACAUUAUCGUUUUAACGUUUCAGCGAAUUACACACGUUUUCGGAAUAUUCUUAAGAAGCGUUUACAUGACUGAUAUUGUUGCCAAUAUUUCAGAUUCUCAACGUUAUCGUCGAUACAAUGUCGAGUACUUUAAACAUCGACGAUAAUAUUGGCCAUCUGAACCAGUUUCUUGAGAUCUUACGUCGAAAAACAUUGUCAGAUCUUGGAACUAUUUUUCACCAGAUUGUAGGGGACUGUAGGACAACUUCAAUGCGUAUUACGUGAUCUUCUACGUACGAUUGGUACAUCCAGCCACUUUGACAACGACAACUCGCUCAAACUUCUGCAAAAGAGUAGAAUACGCCAUUGCGCAAUGAAAUUCGAUCAGGCGUUAAAAUGAAGCUUACUGAAAACCUGGUAUCGAGUUAAUAAGAAUAUCACGUGAUAUGCUUCGUUGAAUUUGUCCUAAAGUCUCCUAGAACCCCGACCUAGUCCCCUCUAAAGGAAAAAAUAGAACAAACAAGAUAAGUAACUUCGGUUUCGCUGUAAGAACAAAGUAUUUCGGGAAUAUUCCGUCGUCAUUCGUAGUAAGGUGGACAUCGUCGCGAACAGCGGAGAAAUAACGAGUCGCGUCAGCCGGCACACGCUGCAUAAACACCGGCAUAAACUCGAUUUGCCGCGAUAAGCGUUCGACUACUUUCGUGAGGCGGUAUAACGUUAAUUCGAAUUCGUAUAACUUGUUUAAUCUAAACGAGGCUUGGUGCAGCGAGUUGAUCGUUAAACGAGCGUGGCAGACGAAGAAGGAGGGGAUGCCUGGUUGAUAUCGAAGCCAAGGAGGACGUAAAUCCCCGCAGAAAUGGGGAACGCGAGCAUUUACGAUUGUCCCGGUGUAUGAGCGUCAUGAACGGGGACGAGCACAUAACGCGAAUGGCAUCUUGGAAACGACAGCAGCGGUGCGAUCGGCGACGGAAUAAUGAAUUAGAGGGCUCUCGGUCGUACCGGGGAUGGCUACACGUGGACGAGGGAGGCCUGCACCAGCGCGAAAAGCUCCGGCCUUUUGGAGAGGAAGCAGGCAAGGGCGUGCAGAGCGACGCCGGACGUUAUGGCCAGCCUGGUGCAAGCGGCCAGGGAUACAUCGACGGUAUGCCAGCAAGCAUUUCGACAUCGUAGGUGGAAUUGCAGCAGCAUCGAGCGUGCGCCGGAUUAUACGCCUGAAUUGCUUACCGGAACCAGAGAACAAGCAUUCGUGUACGCUAUGUCGGCUGCAGCUGCUGUUUGGAGGCUAGCGAGAGGAUGCGCCCUGGGCAGUCUAGCGGCGUGUUCCUGCGCCACUCCACCACGAAGAGAGCCACCGUCACCGUCCGCCUUGAUUUCACCUUCGUCCUUCACCGCCACGUCGCUCUCGUUCGGCACGCUUUCUGCCAAGAACUCGUUCAAAUGGGGUGGCUGCGGCGACGACGUUAGAUCCGCGUCCAGGAUGGCCAAGAGAUUUCUCCAAGGCGCCACUCCUCCUGGCACAGGUGCAACCGCGAAGUUUAUGCACGCUGUUAACAUGCACAACAACCGGGCGGGUCGAAGGGCAGUGGAACAAUCCUUGACCCUGGAAUGCAAAUGUCACGGAGUUUCCGGGUCGUGCAGCGUGCGUACCUGUUGGAGAGGUCUUGGUUCUUCGGGGCCAGCAGCCGCAGGAAGUCGAUUGCUUCGGAGAUACGCAACUGCGGCGGAAGUUCGGCCGAGGUCAGGAGGCAGGCUACCGCCUCUAUAUCAUCACGAUAAUCUGUUGUACACCACGAAAAGCCCGGACUAUUGUCUUCCUGACAAGAAGAGGGGGAGUCUUGGAACUGUCGGCAGGCAAUGCAAUGGCAGCAGUACCGGAUACGAAGGCUGCGAGUACCUUUGUUGCGGCCGUGGACACGUGACGAAAACGGAAGAAGUUUUAGAGCGAUGCGAUUGCAAGUACAUCAGCUGCUGUUACGUCAAAUGCAAGACAUGCAGAAAAGUUAUGAAAACGUACGAGUGCAAAUGAAUGCACGGAUUCGUAGAAACCUCGAAUUGAAGCCUGAUCAAGCUCAAGUGGCAAGAAUUCAUGUAAACUGUUCACGGGCAACUAUGUAAACGACUAACUUGCCCAUUGCGUUUAAAAACAUGAAACUUACGCGGUGUGAUUAAUCGUCGCGAUAAUUCGGGACGAUCGGAGGAUAUCGCGAUUGGAAGCGCAUAUUUGUAGUUAUUUUUAGAGGUCGUUGUGUAAUUAUAUCGAAAAAUGUGGAAAAUGUACGAUUCAGGCUGGUGAUGGUCGAUUACUCGAACGAAUCGUCGAUGACGAAAACGUAAUUAGAAAAUACUUAAUGUUAAAAGGAAACUCGAUGAAACUCUUAUUUAUCCCGUCUACUAUUUAUUGAAAUUUAUGUGUUUGAUACGCUGCGAGUAUAGCACACCAGUGUUGUCGGUCAACAUUUUCCAAAAUAUUGAGGUACGAGAAAAGAUUAGACAUUAAUAACAUCGAUGAAAAACUGAUAUUGGUAUACAGGCGCAAAACCAGACAACACCGUUAGCAGCAUGUUAGACAUAGGCGUGGUUAGUCGCAAUGUAAAUAAUUCGCUGAAUUCGACGUAGUUUGUAUUGAAAAUUAUAUUCUACAAUAAAUAUCACUUGACACGGAGAAGCAGAUUUUAUUCACCUCUGUUGAUCGUUACACGUUUUGUCGCAUUACGAUCUGCACGGUACGUUGCAUUGCAUGCAAUUGACAUACGUAUAAAAUACAUUUCUCAUAAAAAUUGUUAUAAAUUACGAUCAAAGUAAAAACGUACAAAAUUCCACGUAAUUAUUCGAACGACUUCAAAGAGGAAAUGAGAAAUAUCGCUUCCAAUUCUCACGAAUUUUCUAUUGAUUUGUAAAUUUGGUAAGAAUCGUGUAUCGCGCGUGUAUUUGAAACGAUGUCCUGUAUUAGAAGGACAUCGAAACCGUCAAAGAAGAAUUUCAAGAGCUGAGAAUAAAAAAUUCGAAAAAUAAUACUUGACUUAUAAAAUUAACAAUACUAAUUAAUUGUUAUGGCAGAAGCAAAGUAUAAAAGAUGUUUGAAUAAUUAUGAGCGAUAUUGUAAAUGUAUAAUUAUGUAAAAUAAUCGAAAAUACGUUAUAGGCAAAUUUAAACUGUGCAUGUUUAAAGUAUAUAACAUUGUUGACUAUAAUGAAAAUUCUGCAAAAGUG
Messenger RNA from Bombus huntii, 3889 nucleotides. RefSeq names its product protein Wnt-11b-2-like. Gene Ontology annotation, molecular function: frizzled binding; cytokine activity. Bases 1783 to 2706 code for a protein of 307 amino acids. The record is from RefSeq and is a predicted model, not a curated record. Lineage: Eukaryota; Metazoa; Arthropoda; Insecta; Hymenoptera; Apidae. Gene Ontology annotation, biological process: neuron differentiation; multicellular organism development; cell fate commitment. The transcript has 5 exons. Gene Ontology annotation, cellular component: extracellular region.